AUGGCGGCAGACGAUAAAGUUGCCAUCUUAACUGAUGAUGAAGAGGAACAGAAGAGGAAGUACGUGCUUGCUGAUCCCUUUAAUGGUGUUGCCAGGGAGCCAGAACCACCUUCAAAUGAAACACCCUCCUCCACAGAAACCCCUGCCGUCUCAGAGGAGGAAAUAGACUGGAUAGAGAAGCACUGUGUGAAGAUAAACAAUGAUCUUCUCAUUUCCAAGGUCUUCUAUUUUUUCUUCUACUCUGCCUAUGGCUCUCUGUACCCACUUUUGCCCGUGUAUUACAAACAGCUGGGGAUGUCUCCAAGCCAGAGUGGGCUGCUAGUAGGUAUUCGCUACUUCAUUGAAUUCUGCAGUGCGCCCUUUUGGGGUGUCGUUGCGGAUCGCUUUAAGAAAGGCAAACUUGUCCUGCUCUUUUCUCUUCUGUGUUGGGUUCUGUUCAACCUGGGCAUUGGAUUUGUCAAGCCUGCUACCUUGAGAUGUGUACCAAAGAUUCCCCCAACAGCUCACCCCACUAAUGCAAGUCACGUGCUAACCAGCCUGCCAAUGAAUUUUUCCACUGUCUCUUCUCUCACUCUUGGCUCCCCAUUACCAGAAACGCGGAAGAAAAGGGACCUCCUGCCUUCCGGCGGUCCACUGACAUUAGAAAUUGAGCCCAACGUCUCAGAACCUGUUACCUUUACGUUAGCUCCAAGCAAGAGCACGGAACCCACUCUGCAGCCUCAGCCAGGUGAGAUAACGGACCAUAUCAUGGACUUGACCUUAAGCCCAAGCACAGUUGUCUCUGUUCCCCUAGGAAAUAUAACCAGGGAAUCAACCACUGCUGUUGUUACUACCACCAAAGCUGUACCUUCUGACAAAGUCAUUCUGGUUUAUGAUCAGCAAGAAGUUGAAGCUAUAUUCCUGGUAAUCUUGGUAGUCGUCAUAAUAGGAGAAUUUUUCAGUGCCUCUUCUGUCACGAUUGUGGACACAGUUACACUCCAGUAUCUGGGGAAACACAGAGACCGCUAUGGAUUGCAGCGCAUGUGGGGCUCCCUGGGCUGGGGCUUGGCGAUGCUCUCCGUAGGCAUUGGGAUUGACUACACCCAUAUAGAAGUGCUCAUUGAUGGAAAGGGGUGUAAGCCCCCUGAGUACCGGAACUACCAGAUUGUCUUCAUUGUCUUUGGUGUACUCAUGACCAUGGCCUUGAUUGUUGCUACUCAGUUCCGGUUCCGCUACAACCACUUCAACAACAAUGACACUAAAGGAAAAGAGGUGGAGAUCCCACAGGUGGAGAGGAACAACUCCACAGAAUCCUCUGAGGAGACGCAGACCACCACGAGCCACACACAGGCCUUCAACUUUUGGGACUUAAUCAAACUUCUUUGCAGCGUGCAGUAUGGCUCUGUGCUCUUUGUGGCUUGGUUUAUGGGUUUUGGCUAUGGCUUUGUGUUCACAUUUCUCUACUGGCAUUUGGAAGACCUGAAUGGAACGACAACCCUCUUUGGGGUCUGUUCAGUCCUGAGUCAUGUGUCUGAACUGACAGCUUAUUUUUUUAGCCACAAGCUUAUUGAACUGAUCGGCCACAUCAGGGUUCUGUACAUUGGCUUGGCCUGCAAUACAGCUCGCUAUAUUUAUAUUUCUUACCUGGAAAAUGCCUGGACUGUUCUCCCCAUGGAAGUUCUUCAAGGAGUGACCCAUGCAGCCAUCUGGGCAGCUUGCAUCUCUUACCUCAGUGCGGCCGUGCCCCCCGAGCUGAGGACGUCUGCCCAGGGCAUCCUGCAGGGUCUCCACCUAGGCUUGGGGCGAGGCUGUGGUGCCAUGAUUGGAGGCGUGCUAGUCAAUUAUUUUGGGGCUGCUGCAACCUUCCGAGGAAUUGGCAUGGCCUGCCUAGUGAUCCUCCUGCUCUUCGCCCUGAUCCAGUGGUUGGCGGUGCCAGAUGAGGAAGAUGACAAGACAAUGUUGGCAGAAAGAAUUCCUGUUCCCUCCAGCCCUGUUCCCAUAGCAACCAUCGACUUGGUACAGCAACAGACAGAAGAUGUCAUGCCACGCAUUGAGCCCAGGCUUCCGCCCAAAAAAACCAAGCACCAGGAAGAACAGGAAGAUGUGAACAAACCAGCCUGGGGUGUCAGCUCUUCUCCCUGGGUGACCUUUGUCUAUGUGCUCUACCAAAUUAAAGAGCUGAUGCAACUGACAAGAGACAGCCGGGCUUCUGAGAUACAACCGUUACAGGGGACCAAUGAGAAUCGGGAACCUUCUCCAGCUGGUGAAACCCAGCCUGUCCCAUGUGACAUUCAUGCCGACCCAUCCAGAAAUCAGCCAGCCUCUCAAGCAGCCGCAUCUCAGACCCAUACCAGCCCUGCUCACCCCACUGUGGACCAGCCUGGGGAGGCAAGUCAGGAACAGCAGGCCCAGCCUGCUGUGGGAAGACGCUGAGGGGACCCUGCUCAUCUCACACCCUGCAUGGAAUUGGCUCCUCUGCCAGCACAGAGGGAGAGGUGACCCCAACCCAGGACAUGCCUCCCCUUGAGGAAUCAUAGCACCACACAUGCUUCUAAAUAUCUAAGCUCAUUAACAUGGAAACAUACAUGCACACACAGGAGCUACAGUACAUGUUGGCAGGAAAAGGCACACUCUCAUCUUUGUAAUGACAGAAAGGAAGGAGAGCUCAGGGAGGACUCUCAGCUCCCUCUGUUGGGUGGGUCAAGAGAUACAGGAUACUCGGCCAGUGCAGUAAGAGUGGAAACCAGCAGUGACCCUGAGUAAGUGGAGGGGAGAUGUAGCAAGGUGAAUGCUGCUUAUACAGAAUUUCUCUGUUUAUUAUAAAGAUUCGGCUCAUAAGGGUAAACCAGGAAUAAAUAGCAUACAUCUCUAAUUUUAUUUCUCUUGAGAAGAAUUACUCAAAAAAAUUGUAAGACAUAUUUUAAGAAAUAACCAGAUGAACAUUAGGAGCAUAUAUACUUUU
Elephantulus edwardii (Cape elephant shrew) is the source of this 2941-nucleotide messenger RNA. It is a transcript of the gene MFSD6, whose product is annotated as major facilitator superfamily domain containing 6. The record is from RefSeq and is a predicted model, not a curated record. The transcript is spliced from 6 exons. Lineage: Eukaryota; Metazoa; Chordata; Mammalia; Macroscelidea; Macroscelididae. Gene Ontology annotation, cellular component: plasma membrane. The coding region runs from base 1 to 2412 and encodes 803 amino acids. Gene Ontology annotation, biological process: antigen processing and presentation of exogenous peptide antigen via MHC class I.